Messenger RNA from Gadus chalcogrammus (walleye pollock), 3823 nucleotides. RefSeq names its product leucine-rich repeats and immunoglobulin-like domains 3 (gene lrig3). The record is from RefSeq and is a predicted model, not a curated record. The transcript has 19 exons. The coding region runs from base 1 to 3297 and encodes 1098 amino acids. Gene Ontology annotation, molecular function: protein binding. Lineage: Eukaryota; Metazoa; Chordata; Actinopteri; Gadiformes; Gadidae.
AUGUGGGGAACGAUUAAAGCCAAACUUUUCCUGAAGAAACACACUGAUUGGAGCCUCCUCCACACCUGCCUGUUUACCUGUGCUUCCCAGCUAAACACCAUCCCGGGACCCCCCCGACUGCCUUUUUGGUUUUGUUUGUUUUGGGUUUUCCCUCCAUGCAGAAAGCUCAACAACAACGAGCUGGAGAGAAUACCGGACUUCGGACCGUGCGCUUUGAACAUCACCACGCUGGUUCUAGCAAACAACCGGAUCAGCCGGAUCGCGCCCGGCCAGCUGCAGCCCCUGCUGGCCCUGCAGACCCUGGACCUCAGCAGCAACAACAUGGUGGACAUCCGGCCCGACUCCUUCCCCCUGCUGACGCUCAGGAACCUCAUCCUGAACUCCAACAGAAUCUCUGUCCUGGAGCCGGGGUGCUUCGUGAACCUCUCCAGCACCCUGCAGGUCCUGAGGCUCAACCGCAACCGCCUGUCCAGCCUCCCCGCCAAGAUCUUCCAGCUGCCCAACCUCCUGCACCUCGAACUGAGCAGGAACCGGAUCCGCCGGGUGGAGGGCCUGACGUUCCACGGGCUGCACGCGCUGCGCUCGCUCAAGAUGCAGCGCAACGCCAUCAACCGGCUCAUGGACGGAGCCCUCUGGGGCCUCAGCAACAUGGAAGUGCUACACCUGGACUACAACAACCUGACGGAGGUCAGCAAGGGCUGGCUGUACGGCCUGCUCCACCUGGAGCACCUCCACCUGGCCCACAACGCCAUCGUCCGCAUCCGCCCGCACGCCUGGGAGUUCUGCCAGAACCUCCGUCAGCUGGACCUCUCCUCCACCCACCUGGCGCGCCUGGAGGAGGCCAGCUUCUCGGGCCUCAGCCUGCUGGACCAGCUCCACCUUGGGAACAACCGCAUCAGCUUCAUCGCCGACGGAGCCUUCAGGGGGCUGUCCCACCUGCAGACGCUGGAUCUCCAAAACAACGAGAUCUCUUGGACCAUCGAGGACAUGAACGGGCCCUUCUCCGCGUUGGACAGACUCCGUAAACUGUUCCUACAAGGCAACCACAUCCGCUCGGUCACCAAGAAGUCCUUCUCCGGCCUGGAGACGCUGGAACACCUGGAUCUGAGUGACAACGCCAUCAUGUCCAUCCAAGGCAACGCCUUCUCGCAGAUGAAGAACCUGGAAGAACUGCACCUGAACACGUCCAGCCUGCUGUGCGACUGCCAGAUCAAGUGGCUGGCGACGUGGGUGGCGGCGCAGGCCUUCCUGCCCCUCGUCAACGCCAGCUGCGCCCACCCCCAGAUGCUGAAGGGCAUGAGCCUGUUCUCCGUGGGCCAGGACGACUUUGUGUGUGACGACCUCCCCAAGCCCCAGAUCACCCUGCAGCCCGACACCCAGUCGGCGCUGAAGGGCUCCAACGUGACCUUCGUCUGCUCCGCCGCCUCCUCAAGCUCCUCCCCCAUGACCUUCGCCUGGAAGAAGGACAACGAGGCGCUGGACGGCGCCGAGGUCCUCAACCAGGCGCACCUCCGCGCCCAGGGCGGGGCCGGGAGGGGCGGAGUGACGGAGGUGACGGAGUACACCACCACACUGCGGCUGCGCGACGUGGACUUCUCCAGCGAGGGCCGGUACCAGUGCGUGAUCUCCAACCACUUCGGCCCGUCGUACUCCCUCAAGGCCAAGCUCACCGUCAACAUCCUGCCCUCCUUCACCAAGACGCCCAUGGACCUGAGCAUCCGUGCGGGCGCCACGGCCCGCCUGGAGUGCGCGGCGGUGGGCCACCCGGCGCCGCAGAUCGCCUGGCAGAAGGACGGCGGCGUGGACUUCCCGGCGGCCCGGGAACGCCGCAUGCACGUGAUGCCGGAGGACGACGUGUUCUUCAUCGUGGACGUGAAGGCGGAGGACGUGGGCGUGUACAGCUGCACCGCCGGGAACACCGCCGGCGCCAUCUCCGCCAACGCCACGCUCACCGUGCUAGAGACGCCGUCCUUCCUGCGGCCGCUGCGGGACCGCACCGUCUCCAAGGGCGAGACGGCCGUGCUGCAGUGCAUCGCGGGCGGCAGCCCCCCGCCGCGCCUCAACUGGACCAAGGACGACGCCCCCCUGCUGGUCACCGAGCGCCACUUCUUCGCCGCCGCCAACCAGCUGCUGAUCGUGGUGGACGCGGCCGAGGGCGACGCGGGCCGCUACACCUGCGAGAUGUCCAACGCGCUGGGCACCGAGCGGGGCGACGUGCGCCUGGCCGUGCUGCCCGCCCCCAACUGCGAGGGCGGGGGCGGGGUCAGCGGCGGCGGGGGCGGCGGCCUGGGGAUGGGGGGCGGGGCAGCGGCGGCCGGCGGGGCGGAGGAGGACGGCUGGAACACGGUGGGCAUCGUGGUGAUCGCGGUGGUGUGCUGCGUGGUGGGCACCUCGCUGGUGUGGGUGGUCAUCAUCUACCACACGCGGCGGCGCAGCGAGGACUGCAGCGUCACCAACACAGACGAGACCCACCUGCCGGCGGACAUCCCCAGCUACCUGUCCUCCCAGGGCACGCUGGCGGACCGCCAGGAGGGGUACAUCUCCUCGGAGAGCGGCAGCAGCCACCAGUACCUGGCCUCCUCCCUCAGCGGAUACUACCUGCAGCACAAGGACAUGAACGGUCUGUGCCACGCCGACACAGGAAGUGAUGCAGACUUGGAGGCGGCCCUCGACCCCCUGCUGUGCCACUACCAGGGGCCAAUCGGCUCGCUUCUCCGCCGGGAGCACAUGCUUCCCCUGGACCAAUCAGAGGCCUUCACAGGAUGUAGUCUGGACCAGAGGCCGACGCUGGGGGACUCCUACAGCCUGGGCUCGUCCAAGUGCCGGGAGUACCACCCGUGCGGAAAGGGGGUCCCGUCGGACCACUACGACCACCCCUCCCCCGGCGUCCUGAUGCAGCUGCCCAGCACCACGCUACACUUUGGGGUACCUCCCCCGUACCCGGGUGGAGAGAACCGUCCAUCGUCCGCGGACGGAGAGAGCGGGAUGGAUUACGGUCGGCCUCACGAAAGAGCGACGCCCACAAAUACCUUCAUGGGAACGUUUGGGAAAACUCCUCGGAAGCCGAAAACGGAGCCGGAUCCCGGGUUGGGACCCCGGACCCCGACCGGACCCCCGACCCCGACCAGAACCCUGACGCAUCCCGAGAACACGUACACAUCGCUGGACGCAGACUCGGAACGGGAAGACAGCGUCCGGUCGCGGUCCGACUCGGGUUCGGACGGAAACUCGGGCGUUUACGAACAGCCGUUCGACGCGCCCCGCUUCGUCUUCCCGCCGCCGCCGUCGAGCACGUAGCUCGAAUAGUUCAGACGGAAUGUCGGGAUCUUUUUUUUUCAUGAAGAACAUAAAAAAAAUGAAAAACGAACAAACGUUAAUGUGUACCUUCUACCUCAGUGAAAAGACACUUCUGGAUUCAACGAGACAAGAGACAAAGUUCGGGAAAACCAAAAAACCAAAAAAACGCGAAAAAGUGAAUGUAAAGAUCAAUCCGUUCUGACGUGAAACGGGACGGGAGAAAAACGCCAUUGACCGAUCCAACGGAAAUCACAGAUUAUAGAUUUUAUAUAGACCCUUUUUUUAUACAAAGUUUUAUUAUAUUUUGUAAAUUGAUUGUGUACAAAACAGAUGCCGUUAUUUUUGCUUACCUUUUUUGUCCUUUUCUUAUUUUGUCGUAUUUCGUGUACUUUGGGAAAAGUGUUGUUCCAUGUUCCCUAAGCCUCCCAGGCUUGAGAUCUGCUCCGAGUGAAGCGCUGUUGUUUUUGCACAUACCCGCCAAACAUAAUAAAAGGAAAAAUAAAAUAAACUCCUCUAAUUCUGCUGU